CAUUCCAAUACACUAUGACAUACAGCUGAAUGAAAAAUAAAAAUAAAGUGAAUCAUCCACAAAAUAAAAUUAACGAAAAUUUCACGUUAAUUUUGCAGUAAACAAAAAUUUUUAGAUUUUUUUUUUGUUUUUAAAAGAAAUCCAUCAAACUGGGGAACGAAAUGUCGUCGGCACAAAUGGAAAAACAUCUAUUCAAUUUAAAAUUUGCUGUAAAAGAACUAGAACGAAAUAGCAAAAAAUGUGAAAAGGAAGAAAAGCUAGAAAAGGCCAAGGCCAAAAAGGCCAUACAGAAGGGUAACAUGGAUGUGGCUCGAAUACAUGCCGAAAAUGCCAUUAGGCAAAAGAAUCAAGCUGUUAACUAUUUACGUAUGAGUGCACGUGUGGAUGCAGUCGCCAGCCGAGUCCAAUCAGCUUUGACCACACGGAAAGUUACUGGUUCAAUGGCAGGAGUAGUUAAAGCCAUGGAUGCUGCCAUGAAAGGAAUGAAUUUGGAAAAAAUCUCCUCGUUAAUGGAGAAAUUCGAGCAACAAUUCGAAGACUUGGAUGUGCAGAGUUCAGUUAUGGAAAAUACAAUGUCCGAUACCACAACUACCUCGGUACCACAGGGUGAUGUUGACAAUCUUUUGCAGCAAGUGGCCGAUGAGGCUGGGUUGGAGCUUAAUAUGGAGUUGCCAAGUGGUGUUCAAUCAUCGACUAUUGGAGCUUCUACACAGGUAUCGCAAGAGCAAGAUGAGUUGACCCAACGUUUAGCUCGCCUAAGGCAAGCCGAAUAGGUAGGAGCUACAUCGUUAUGUAGGCUGCUUUAUUUAUGCUAUUGUUAUGCUUCCCCACACUCACACGUCGGUGUAGAGUUGCAAAAGGAGUUUUAUGUAUUUUAUUGUUUAAGUUUCACUACUCACUCACCGUCUUUAUAUAUGUAAAUUUUGCGAAGUAAUAUAAAUUAAAAUGAAAACGAUCAAAA
Stomoxys calcitrans (stable fly) is the source of this 961-nucleotide messenger RNA. RefSeq names its product charged multivesicular body protein 1b (gene Chmp1). The record is from RefSeq and is a predicted model, not a curated record. Gene Ontology annotation, biological process: endosome transport via multivesicular body sorting pathway; late endosome to vacuole transport; protein transport. Bases 162 to 773 code for a protein of 203 amino acids. Gene Ontology annotation, cellular component: ESCRT III complex; multivesicular body. Lineage: Eukaryota; Metazoa; Arthropoda; Insecta; Diptera; Muscidae. The transcript has 3 exons.